UCCGCCGUCCCUUGCCCGCGAACCUGCUCCCAAGAUGGCGGCGCCCAGCGGAAGUAGGCAAGGCGGCGGCGCGAGCUUGUGGGCCGCGCUGCUCCUGGCGGCUGUGGCGCUGAGGCCGGCGGGGGCGGUGUCCGAGCCCACGACGGUGGCGUUUGACGUGCGGCCCGGCGGCGUCGUGCACUCCUUCUCCCACAGCGUGGGCCCUGGGGACAAAUACACCUGUGCAUUCACCUAUGCAUCUCAAGGAGGGACCAAUGAGAGGUGGCAGAUGAGUCUGGGGACCAGUGAAGACCACCAGCACUUCACCUGCACCAUCUGGAGGCCGCAGGGCAAGUCCUACCUGUACUUCACGCAGUUCAAGGCGGAGGUGCGGGGCGCCGAGAUCGAGUACGGUAUGGCCUAUUCAAAAGCUGCUUUUGAAAGAGAGAGUGAUGUUCCCCUGAAGAAUGAGGAAUUUGAAGUGACCAAAACAGCAGUGUCCCACAGGCCUGGGACCUUCAAGGCUGAGCUGUCUAAGCUGGUGAUCGUGGCCAAGGCGAUGCGCAGUGAGCUCUGACCAGGAGCCCUGCUGAGGGCGGCUCUUCCCGUCUCCCCUGAAGAGGCCGGGCCCCAGGAGGGCUCAGAACUGAUUUUCUAGGGGGCCUGUUUGUUUUCUGCCUGGGCUGAUGUUGCCCUGUUCGGAGGGGCACACAGGGUGGCUGAAACCCCCAGACAGAGUCUGGGGGGCCAGGACCGUUCUCCAGGCUCCCACCUUCCCCGCCCCAGGGGUCAUGGCUUUUCUGAAGCCAGCACACGACUCCCCCGGGAUCGGCCAAACUCUGAGAUGUUCCCAGACAGCCAUCCUGCUGCCCUCUGACCCCAAGCCGACUGUUUUCUUAUGAUUCCCCAGGGGACUUCCUUUCGGACUAGGAGGAAAUGAAAUGUUCUUUCCUAUUUAAAUAAAUAAGACAGUUAAAAAAACAA
Molecule: messenger RNA, 963 nt
Organism: Camelus dromedarius (Arabian camel)
Lineage: Eukaryota; Metazoa; Chordata; Mammalia; Artiodactyla; Camelidae
Gene: MYDGF
Product: myeloid derived growth factor
Exons: 6
Coding region: 35-556 (173 amino acids)
Biological process (GO): positive regulation of angiogenesis; positive regulation of endothelial cell proliferation
Source: RefSeq, a predicted model, not a curated record